Molecule: messenger RNA, 1326 nt
Organism: Triticum aestivum (bread wheat)
Lineage: Eukaryota; Viridiplantae; Streptophyta; Magnoliopsida; Poales; Poaceae
Source: RefSeq, a predicted model, not a curated record
GUGGAGAGGUUGCAGCACCUCCUGAUGAGAGCAAGCACCAUCGUUGAGGAGGCAGACGCACGAUACAUAACCAACUCCGGGAUGAUGAUGCAGCUUAAGACGCUCUCAGAGGCCAUGUACCGAGGAUACCGUGUGCUGGACAGCUCAAGGUACCAUGCCCUCCAAGACAGUGCCGGCUUCGAGGAGGUUAGCAUCAACGACUCAUCUAGAAACAACUUAUAUUUAGCGAAGCGCUCUCGAACAACAAAUGUUAAGGCCACGUGCCUCGAGUCACAUGGUGCCUUAGAAGGCUUAGAAACUGCUGUUGUUAACAUGGCAGAAUUUGUUGCGCUUCUGGGUGGAUUUGAUCGUAUGUCUCAUAGGGCAUACGAUGUUUAUCUUUACACCGACAACUUCAUGUUUGGGCGACACACUGAAAAGCAAAAGCUAUUGAGCUUCUUGUUGCAGCAUGACGACCCUCCUAGUAACCAUGCACUGGCAGUUCUCCCUAUCAUAGGUGGUAAACUAACUGGGAAGAAAACUUUAGUUGCUCAUGUGUGCGGCGAUGAAAGGGUUCGCUCACGCUUCUCCUCUAUAUUGCACUUGGAUGGAGACAACCUUUUGAGAAUACUUGAUCAUGGAAGGACCAUGGAAGGUAUGACGUUGGUAGUUAUUGAGUUUGCUUCUGAUGUAGAUGACAAUGACUGGAAAAAGUUCCACUCGUUUUUCAUAAGGAUGGACAGAGGAAGCAAGAUGAUCAUCAUAAGUAAACUUAAAAGAUUAGCCCGGUUUGGAUCGGUGAAACCAAUUUUCCUAAGCCUUCUAUCUGACGACAAGUUGAGGUACCUUUUCAAGAAGCUGGCAUUCGGAAGUGUAGACCCUGCAGAACAUCCACGGCUAGUACAAAUAGCAGAUGAAUUCGCCAAGGUGUUGCACAAUAUGGAAGGUUCACUUAUCGGAACAAAUGUGUAUGCAGAUGUGUUGAGAAAGAAUCUCAAUGUACAGUUUUGGCGUUGCGUAUUUGACAAGGGGGCACGAUAUGCUAAAAGAAACCAGACGGCCAUACAGGAAGGGCAUCCACUGGACAUAACAGACUUUGUUUUGUGUCCACUUAGCAUGACACAUCAUACAAUUGAUGUUUCAAUCAAGGAGGAAUCGCCAAGUGUGAGAUUGGGGGAAGUUCUAGCAAAUCCUAGUGUUAGACCUAAAGGAGACUUCACUCUAGUUACAUGUGAAUCAAGGAUACCCCCUCAUAAAACAUUUGCUCAUUUUGUUACGAGUCGUGCUGAUGAUACACAUCAAGGUAGGGCCUUGCCAGGGAGGAAGCGACGAGGAGUGCCAGUCUAA